Messenger RNA from Nicotiana attenuata, 411 nucleotides. RefSeq lists its product as uncharacterized. Bases 1 to 411 code for a protein of 136 amino acids. The transcript has 2 exons. The record is from RefSeq and is a predicted model, not a curated record. Gene Ontology annotation, molecular function: nucleic acid binding. NCBI's taxonomy places the organism in Eukaryota, Viridiplantae, Streptophyta, Magnoliopsida, Solanales, Solanaceae.
AUGGUAGACAAUUACAAAGAAUGGCACAAUAAGUUACGAUUUGCUUUACUCAGGUAUCGCACCACAGUUUGUACAUCAACUGGAGCAACUCCUUAUCUACUGGUUUAUGGUACAGAACUCGUUAUUCCCCGAAGUGGAAAUCCCUUCCUUAAGAAUCAUACAAGAAGCCGAGCUCAGCUAUGCGGAAUGGCAAAAGAUUUCAACAAAAAGGUCAGGUCGAGGCAAUUCUCGCCGGGGCAGUUGGUACUAAAGGGAAUCUUCCCACGUCAGAACAAAGCAAAGGGGAAAUUCUCACCCAACUGGCAGGGCCCUUACAUGGUUCACCGGGUAAUAACAGGAGGAACACUUAUACUUGCAGAAAUAGAUGGAGAGAGUUGGCCAAAACCUAUCAAUUCGGACGACUAUGUUUAA